This is a messenger RNA of Rubroshorea leprosula, 2075 nucleotides long. Lineage: Eukaryota; Viridiplantae; Streptophyta; Magnoliopsida; Malvales; Dipterocarpaceae. The record is from the annotation of a GenBank genome assembly.
AAUAGUGAGAUUCCCAAGUUUCCUUUGCUUUUUCUGGUUACUUAACUAUAUCUGGUUGUGUGAAUUACUGUUGUUUGAGAUGCUUUGUCUCAGAACAGAAGCUCUUGAGGAAGAGCCCCAAAGUAGUCCUAAUAGUAGCAAUGCCAAUGGCAAUGGUGGGUUCAUCCUCCCUAUCAAUUGGGGGAGUUCCAUUCAAAGAUAUUUACAGUGGAAAGGUGGUAAGGUGUUGAACCAGUCAUUUUCAGCAGGGGAGCAGUCUUCUGCUGAUUUGGAGGAAACCAUCCCCCAGAAAAGAAGCCAACAGGAGAAAGGUGGGAAAAUGUCUCAUUACAAGUACCAGCUUGAACAAGACGUACUAAAGCUGCAACAGCAGCUGCAGGAUGAAACCAAUUUGCGCCUAGCUCUAGCAAGUGCUGUUGAACAUUCCGAGUCACCUUGCCUAGAUUCCCCUUCCAAGCUUCCAGAUAAGGCACAAGAGCUUUUGGAUAGCAUAUCUGUUUUAGAGAUCACUGUCUCAAAGCUUGAAGAAGAAUCCUUUGAAUUGCAAUAUCAGCUAAGUCAGGAAAGGAAUGAGCGACGUCUUGCUGAGUAUCGUUUAAAGCAUCCUCCCUCGCCUGCACAGUUGAUUUUUAAUUGCUCUCCAGCUUACAACACAGAACUGAUAAAAAGACCUUCUAGUGAAGGGGAAGCAGAAAGAAGCAUGGAUAAUAUGCUUCCGAGGCAAGACAUUAUCAAUAAGGAUUAUUUUGUGGAGAACCUUUGGCACCACCCCAAUCUGCUGUCUGAAGAGAUGGUCCUGCGUAUGAGAGACAUUUUCCUCUUCUUAGCAGAAUCAUCCAAACUUUCAUCUUCUGAAUGCAUAACUUCUCCUUCUUCAUCUUCACUCCACAGCCACCUUGCCCACUCUUUAUCAUCUUUCUCAGCCUCACCCAACAUGACUUCCUUGUCAAGUUCUCCUUCAAGAGGUAGAACAUCUGAUCCUUAUGGAGUUCCUGGAAAAGUGGACUGGACAAGUAGUAUUGGACCCUACAGCACAGCCAUUGAGGUCUCUUGGUUGUCUGUCGGGAAGAAAGAGGUUGAAUAUGCUGCCAUGGCUCUCAAAAGAUUCAGGUUGCUAGUUCAGCAAUUAGCUAGAGUAAAUCCAUCUCACCUAUGUCACAAUGAGAAGCUGGCGUUUUGGAUAAAUUUGUACAAUGCUCUGAUUAUGCAUGCAUAUUUAGCAUAUGGAGUUCCAACAAAUGAUAUCAAACUGUUUUCCUUGAUGCAGAAGGCUGCUUACACAGUUGGAGGGCUCUCACUCAGUGCAGCUGACAUUGAAUAUGCUAUAUUAAAAAUGAAGCCUCCUGCCUAUCGUCCACAAAUUGCCUUGGUUCUUACCCUUCAAAAACUCAAGUCAUCUGGGGAGCAGAAAAAGUAUUCAAUUGAUCAUCCUGAGCCUCUCGUUUCUUUCGCUUUAAGUUGUGGGCUGCAUUCUUCACCUGCAGUGAGAAUUUUCAAGCCUGAAAAUGUGAGCGAGUUGCUCAACAAGUCAUUGAAAGAUUACGUCCAGGCAUCUGUCGCCAUAAGCAGCAAAGGAAAACUAUUGGUGCCAAAGUUGUUGCAUUGUUUUGCCAAAGGUGUGGUUGAAGACUCUCAGCUACCUGAAUGGAUCUGCCAAUAUCUAUCCCCAGAACAAGCUUGCAUGGUCAGAGACUGUUUAUCACAUAAUAAGUGGAGGCUCCUUGGUGCUCGAACCUUUUCCAUCCUACCUUUCGAUUCAAGGUUUCGUUUUCUUUUCCUAUUAGACGGUAAUAGCUACAUUACCUUGCUUCAAGAAACAUAGAGUUGCUAACAGAACUUGGUUUUCAAUUGGUACACCCAAGAGAAAACAUAGAAAUAAGAUUGUGAAGAUUUAUUUUGGUCUUUAGAUGAGAAACGGUAUGCAGAUGAAGAAGGGCAUGAUUCUAGUUUAGCCCUUGCCUCAUGAUCCAGAAUAGAGUUUGCAUUAUAUCAUUGUAAAGUAGUGAAGAGAAACAAGUGGCAUCUUACAUCGCUGCUUAGGGCUGGGCACUAUACCAUAAAUGCCACAAUUACCA